Molecule: messenger RNA, 1386 nt
Organism: Dovyalis caffra
Lineage: Eukaryota; Viridiplantae; Streptophyta; Magnoliopsida; Malpighiales; Salicaceae
Source: the annotation of a GenBank genome assembly
AUGGCGGGAACCCGACCACCGCAAAAUCCUAAGGAUGGAACCCAACAACCAUCAAAGCGCAAUGGCAGAUACAUUACUCUCGCUUCUUCAACUUCCCUUCUCUCCCAUUAUCGUGUCCCACUCUCCAGCCUCUUUAUUCAAGCAAGAACACUACCCCUCCAAGCUAUUUUCUCUUGGCCUCAGGUGUCAUGCAUGGAGGCAUCCCCUGUUAGAGGUAGCAGGGUUGUAUUUGUCCAAAAGUUUGUUAUGCGCUUUUUAGCAUUUUCUGACUCACAAGCAUUCAUGUGUUUUUUGAAGGAAAAUUUGAAGGAUAUCAGAAAUGUUGGCCCUCCAAGCAGCAAACUUGGGUCAGAUGUUUCACCUCCAUCUGAGUUUAUCUCUGCAAAUGGAAUUUAUGGCAGAGGUGCUGAAAAAUUAAGCAAUGCAAAUCCUGUUGGCAGUAGUAAACAUCCAAUACGGUCUUCAUCCACUAUUGGAAGUUUGCAGUACACAUGCCUUGAGGCAACUGCACUUGCUCAUGACUCAGAAGCUGCCUGGGCAACCUUGCCUCUCAGCUUUUCUGCUCUCCUCUCAGACUCUUGCAUGGAGGCAAAACAAGAAUCACCAACAGUACCUAUGACACAUGGCUCCCAAAUGAUGUCUUCAUCAAACAAUGGAAGGAUGCAAUAUACAUAUCCUGAGGCAACCAAACUUUCUCAUGACUCAGGAGCCAAAUUUGUGACUUUGCGAUCCAGCAUUUCUGCUCAUCUCUCAGGCUUUUGCACUGAGGCAAAACAAGGGUUGCACGACAGGGUAUGGUCAUAUGACCGCAAUUUUGAGAUGGGAGAAAGGAGUGUUGCAAGACCUGCCAUGGAUUGUACUUCUGUUCUCGGAAAAUUAAUAGUAAGGCACUUGACAGUUGAACAGGAGGAUGGAGUUACUGUGGAGAUACAUAGAUGGAGGUGCCAUGGUCCUAGCUCUCCUUCAUUCCCCACUAUUCCUGAUGGGAACCCUAAAAACCUUGGACCACUAUUUUACACCUACACCUACCUAGCUAGUGGGCUUAAAAAAGAGCUCGCAGAAACAUGCAUGUUUGAUGAAGCGCACGGAGGGGUUCCGAUUGGUUGUUGGAUAGAUUGGGCUACUAGAUCGAUUGUUGGUCGGUUGUUGGAUUGCUUUGCUACGGUUGGUUCGAGUUGGCGAAGGGCUAAUGAGGUUGGCCUCGAACUACUAAAAGCACUAAACUGGUUGGAGGUGGACGAUGUGGUUGUUGGAUUGACUAGAGGUGUAGAUCGGACCGAACUAGGCUACAAAAAAGCCGGCUUAGUUAAAUCAACAAAGGAUGAAGGAGGAAGUUACCACGAUCGAAAGAGGUAUAAUUGGAGGCUAGAGGAGAUUGAUCGGUGA